This is a messenger RNA of Drosophila serrata, 1996 nucleotides long. RefSeq names its product neither inactivation nor afterpotential protein G (gene ninaG). The record is from RefSeq and is a predicted model, not a curated record. Gene Ontology annotation, molecular function: oxidoreductase activity, acting on CH-OH group of donors; flavin adenine dinucleotide binding. NCBI's taxonomy places the organism in Eukaryota, Metazoa, Arthropoda, Insecta, Diptera, Drosophilidae.
ACUAAGCGCCAAGACCCACCCCGCGAUGGCGUUAAUUGGAUUAGACCAGGUCCGCAGCCAGCAAGUUCUCGCGUCCGAACUAGUUGGAUUUCGUCAUCGCACAGAACAGCAUGGGAAUGCACUUUCAAAAGAUCCUAGUCGUGGGAGGGAUUGUGUUUGGAUUCCUGUCAGCCCUUGUCCUCUUGGUGGGAACCCUGCUCAAGGACUCGAUUCCAAAUGUAUUGGCGCCGCAGGAGCGCCAGUUCGCCUUCGACUACGUGAUUGUUGGAGCUGGCACCGGGGGCAGCACGCUCACCUCGCUUCUGACCAAGCACAGCAACGGCAGUGUGCUGCUCAUCGAGGCCGGUGGCCAGUUCGGCCUGCUUAGCCGGAUUCCGCUGCUGACCACCUUUCAGCAGAAGGGUAUCAACGACUGGUCCUUCUUGUCGGUGCCGCAGCAGCACUCCUCGAGAGGUCUAAUCGAGCGGCGCCAGUGCCUUCCAAGGGGCAAAGGUUUGGGUGGUUCCGCCAAUCUCAACUACAUGCUGCAUUUUGAUGGCCACGGGGCGGACUUUGAUGCUUGGCGUGAUGUUCACAAUCUGAGUGACUGGAGCUGGGCGCACAUGCGAUCCUUUAUGGCAGCCAGUAAGCCCAAGUCCUCGGAAAUGUUCGAAGUUCCUCGUGGUUAUUCUAAGCUAAGUGAGGCUCUGGACGAAGCGCAGGCUGAGUUUGCGCACAAGGAUUGGAUCUUUCGACGCUCCAACUAUAACAUUAAGAACGGCCUGCGCCACUCGGUGGUGCAGCAGUUCCUGAAUCCUGUGCUGCAUCGCGCCAAUCUUCGCCUGCUUCCCGAUGCGUUGGUGAAGCGGAUUCAGCUGUCGACCGACCGGGUGCCCCGUGCCACCUCCAUUCUGGUUGGGACUAAGGAUGAGGACAACAAGGAACAGGAGUUCAGCGUGGAAGUAAGGAGGGAAUUGAUCCUCUGUGCAGGUGCCUAUCAAACUCCACAGCUCCUCUUGGCCUCUGGUAUCGGUGAGAGAAGCAUUUUGAAAAAGCUGGGGAUUCCCCUGCAGCACAAGUUACCUUCGGUGGGUCAGAACCUGCAUGACCACUUCAACCUUCCCCUCUUCGUUUCGAUGGGAGCCACUGGACCCACUAUUAACCAGAGGACACUGCUCAAUCCCAUGACCUUGAUCAAUUUUCUCAGCUCGGGGACCGGACCUCUCGGCAAUUUCGGAGUACUCGGAAAUGUGGCCAGCCAUGGUGAAUCCUCACCUUACGGCAUCACCUUCUUUGGAGCCGGCGCCAUUGAUGAGGCUGCCCUCAUGUCCAUAUCAAACUUUAAGGGCGCUGCAUUCCGAGCGCUCUUUCCGCGCUACUACAAUGCCUCCCAGGAGGGAUUCGUGGUGAUCUCCAGCUGUCUGCAGCCUAGAUCUCGGGGCUCUGUCGGACUCCUAAACCGGCACAUGCGACGGAAUCCCCUGAUCGAUCCCAACUACCUCAGCCGAGACGUAGAUGUGGUAUGCACCAUAGCGGCCAUUCGGAGUGCUGUGAAGCUGGUCACCUCUGCAGCCUUCGCUUCAUUGCAUCCCCGCAUUCACUGGCCCAAGCUGCAGGAGUGCUCUAACUUCGGUCCCUUCGAGCGGGACUUUUCCGAGAAUCGCCCAUCGGAUCACUACUUGGAGUGCCUGUUGCGCCACAUUGGCCUCGGGUCGCAUCAUCCGGGUGGCACCUGUGCUCUGGGCAGCGUCGUAGACUCCAAAUUGAGAUUACAGGGCGUGUCCAAUGUGCGGAUAGUGGAUGCCAGCGUGCUACCCCGUCCCGUCUCGGGGAAUCCCAACUCGGUGGUCGUCGCCAUCGCAUUGAGAGCGGCCUCCUGGAUACUCAAGAGCGAACUGCAGGCCGGCGCCGCAUCUGAUUUACAAUAAAUUGUUUCUCUGUGAGAUUGCUAUAAAACCAUUUAGAUCUUGGCAAAUUACACUGAAUGAAAUAAAUAGCAAGGAAAGUACAAUUACCA